AUGGCUGCCGAGCAUAGGCCGAAGUUAUCCAAGAACCUGCUGCGCAUGAAGUUCAUGCAAAGAGGCCUAGAUUCAGAAACCAAGAAGCAGCUGGAAGAAGAAGAAAAGAAAAUCAUCAGUGACGAGCACUGGUCAUUGGACUUGCCAGAGCUGAAGGAGAAGGAGAGCCUCAUAAUCGAAGAGCAGAGCUUCUCAUUAUGCGAAGACCUUCUCUACGGAAGAAUGUCAUUCCGAGGAUUUAAUCCUGAGGUUGAGAAACUAAUGCUUCAGAUGAACUCUAAGAGCAAAGCUGAGGAAGUUGAAGAUGAAGCAGUGGAACUUGAUGUGUCCGAUGAAGAAAUGGCUAGAAGGUAUGAAAGCCUGGUGGGGACAAUUGGAAAAAAGUUUGCCAAGAAAAGAGAUCGUGCCAAUUUUGAAGAAGAUGAAAAUGGAAACAUGAAAAAGACCAAGACAAAGAAGGUGUUCUUA
This is a messenger RNA of Chrysochloris asiatica (Cape golden mole), 468 nucleotides long. RefSeq names its product M-phase phosphoprotein 6 (gene MPHOSPH6). Gene Ontology annotation, biological process: maturation of 5.8S rRNA. The transcript has 5 exons. Lineage: Eukaryota; Metazoa; Chordata; Mammalia; Afrosoricida; Chrysochloridae. The record is from RefSeq and is a predicted model, not a curated record. The annotation marks the transcript as partial.